AUGAGCAGCGCCUCUCCCAGUCUCGCCAUCCCCUCUGAGAUUCCCCGGCGCCGUAAUGGCCGCCCGCAGGCCUGCGAGCCGUGCCGCCGACGCAAGGUUGCGUGUGACCACCGGCUUCCCAUUUGCUCCAGGUGCAUCCGCAAGAAUACGCCACAGAGCUGCCGUUACCUCAUCCAGGGACGGCUUGUAACACCAGCUACGUCCGCAGAUGGAGAGCCGACGGUGUUAAGCAACCAGGGCCAACAGCCGCCGGCGACGGUCCAGGUCAAGGCAAGCCCGUCGACGCUCGAGAAUCUGUCGCCCCGGGAAGAGAACGUGGGCUAUCUCGGGGCCACGAGCUUCCCAGAGUUCUUCCGCGAGACCCAGAAACACCUCGACCAAGUAGCCGGGUCCGAGCCGGCCCGUGACGGUCUCGCCGGGCUCGCUGGCGGCGGUAAGCAACCGAGCGAGACCAGCGCCGGCCUCGCCCGGAUGGCACCCGACGCAACCGCGUUCGAGGUGGCCUUAUCAGUGCUACGGGCCAUCCCGACCAAGGAAGCGGCGCACUUCCUGCUGAGGCGCAACGUGAAUCCCAACGACGCCUGGUGCAGGCUGGCCUUAGACCGUCUUCACGCCUCGCUGUGGUCGACCUUGGGCCACUUUCUCGACGGCCAGCGCACCCGCGAGAACAUGUCCCAGCUGGCGCUGCUCCUAUUCCAGAACGGCUCCAAGUCGCUACGGGAGGACUUCACUGAUCCCAACCAGUGGUUCGAGGCCUUUUCCGGGGCGAACUUCCGCUGGGAAGGCCUCGGCCUCUUGUUCACGUUUUGGACGUUUGGAGCGGCCUCCUUGUCGGAGAACGGCACUGCCGAGCAGCGCAAGUGGCUCGGGCACUACAAUCGUAGAAAUCUCAUGCAAGUCUACCAGAAUGCUGUCGUAAAAAUCGUCGACCUCUGCCGGCUUUCGAGCUGCAACAACACGAUGAUGGUGUAUCUGUUGCACAUGCAUAGUCUCACGGAGUCCCUCAUCACCGGUGAUACAGGGGCCGAAUUCUGGCGCCAUCAUGCAGAAGCUAUCGCCUUGGCCACCUUCCUAGGCCUUCACACGCCUCAGUCGUCCAAGUCGAUACCAGAGGCGUCGGUAUCCGUCCAGGCCAAGCGAAGAGUCUUCUGCUCCAUCUUCAACAUGGACAUGGUCGUCUCAACCCUGACGGGCCGGCCUCCGUUGCUCAGCAGCAGGUUGUGCUCGACGCCGCUGCCCCUCGACGUGAGUGACGAGUCGUUGCUCAACACCAAGGUUCGGCCUCACCGGCUGAACGAGGAGGGGUGGAAUAUAGAGGGAAAGAAUCUACCUGCAACAUUUCUGCGAGCCGUCUACAUCAUCUCUCAGAUACGGAGUGAGAUCCUCGAAAUUGUUCUUCAAGCACCGCAUGUAACUACCACUCACAACUUUGAUGAUUUACGGAGACGAGAGAUGGAAGCUUAUUCCCAGUUCCCUAUCGGACUGCGAUUCAACAACGGCGACUUCAACGAUCCCGAUGUUGACGCUUCCACUCUCUACAUGCGGUUGAUGACGCGGCUCGAGCAUUUGAGCAACCUAUUCUUCAUCGAGCGGCUGUCUUACAAGGGAAGAAACUCUUAUAGCCCCGAUAUGCUCGAAAUCAGCCUCGAGAUGAUAACCCUCACCCUCUCCUUCUGGACGCAGCAGAACCGUCUCGAAGGCUUACAGGGAGAUUAUGAAUGGCUUGUGAUGAUGCACGCUGCGCCUGCGGGAGGUAUCCUGUGCAUGGAGCUCUUGAAACAGCCGAGUGGGAACGAACCACCGACUGUUCCCACCAUCACGAAGCCCAUGAUUAUCAAGCAGCUCAGUCUCCUGGUCGGUUUCCUCGAAUGGAUUGGUCCGGGAGCUCCGGGAGCGCACUUGUGCAACAGCAUCAAGACGGUGGUCGAGCGAGUGAUGGAGCAGGCUCUAAAUCCGCCGCCGAGACCCAUCACGCAGGAAGAGUUUGACUUGACUUGGGACGUGAGUCUGUCGGAAGACAUGCAUGAGUUUAAUUUCGAACUGCUGGAUACCUUUGACUGGUUGAGGCUUCCACCAAGCGGACUCUAG
Messenger RNA from Trichoderma citrinoviride, 2088 nucleotides. Its product is annotated as N-terminal binuclear Zn cluster-containing protein. NCBI's taxonomy places the organism in Eukaryota, Fungi, Ascomycota, Sordariomycetes, Hypocreales, Hypocreaceae. Gene Ontology annotation, cellular component: nucleus. Gene Ontology annotation, molecular function: zinc ion binding; DNA-binding transcription factor activity, RNA polymerase II-specific; DNA binding. Gene Ontology annotation, biological process: regulation of DNA-templated transcription; DNA-templated transcription. Bases 1 to 2088 code for a protein of 695 amino acids. The record is from RefSeq and is a predicted model, not a curated record. The transcript is spliced from 3 exons.